CUGUGCUCCUUGGUUCUAUUUGUUCCUCGGUCCAGCGCUGUCCUCACUUCUUCUCUCUUUAGUGUCCGCAGUGUUUGGUCAUCUCCUGUACUAUGUCCGCAGUCUCUGGUCAUCUCCUGUACUGUGUCCGCAGUCUCUGGUCAUCCCCUGUACUGUGUCCGCAGUCCCCUGUACUGUGUCCGCGCAGUCUCUGGUCAUCCCCUGUACUAUGUCCGCAGUCUCUGGACAUCCCCUGUGAUGUCCGCAGUCUCUGGUCAUCCCCUGUACUGUGUCCGCAGUCUCUGGUAAUCUCCUUUACUGUCUGCAGUCUCUGGUCAUCCCCUGCACUGUCUGCAGUCUCUAGUGUUCUGUACUCUGUCCACAGUCUCUGGUCAUUCCCUGUACUGUGUCCGCAGUCUCGGGUCAUUCCCUGUACUGUGUCCGCAGUCUCUGGUCAUUCCCUGUACUGUGUCUGCAGUCGCAGUCUCUGGUCAUUCCCUGUACUGUGUCCGCAGUCUCUGGUCAUUCCCUGUACUGUGUCCGCAGUGUCUGGUCAUCCCCUGUACUGUGUCCGCAGUCUCUGGCCAUCUCCUGUACUGUGAGCGCAGUCUCUGGUCAUCCCC
Staurois parvus is the source of this 602-nucleotide messenger RNA. Lineage: Eukaryota; Metazoa; Chordata; Amphibia; Anura; Ranidae. The record is from the annotation of a GenBank genome assembly.